AUGGCCGUGGUCGAACAUACCAUCACAAAGCACUGCCCCAUCCUUACUCCUGGGGAUGUCACCCCUCACAUCAUCCACCAUCUUGAGAUGUCGUUUGGGGAAUACCUUGUCGUGCGUGGCAUUGAAGACACUGACCAUGUGAAGAACAUCCUCAGAGCCUUCAAGGACAUACAUAUCUGGGAUUGGAUUGCCAGUGACUACACCUGCCUGCUUACUCUCUCCUUCAAGGAGUUCAUGUCAGAGUUCAGACAGAAUUACCUUGAAGAGGACUGGGAGAUGCAAGUGAAUGUUUCCAAGUCCCAGAGAAGCAACAAGCGUCAGGCAUUGUCAGGUAAAGGCCACAAUGCAAACACCCAAGCCUCCUCAUCCCAACCUACUGAUAGUUCCAAUCCUCCCAAGCUCACCGAGGCUGAACGCGCACUCCUACUUGCUCAUGAUGGGUGCCUGAAGUGCCAUCAGUUCAACGUGGGCCACAGGAACUUUGCAUGCCCAAAUAGCUUUCCCUCUGGCAAUGGCUACAAGACCAUAACUCUGGCAGCGGAUGCUGCUGGUCACCCUGCCAAAAACAAGCCUAACACAUCUGGCUCUGACGCUAAAGGGAAGAUGGUUGCUUCCAUUUCAGAGGCCAAGUCCAACUCUGAUAGUAGUUUCGUCGCUGCAGUCGGCCCCUCUUGUGUCCUCAGCAACAGGUCGGAGUCGGGUGACUCCUCCUUUGGUGAUGUUGUGAGUGCUCCAAUCUGUGCUAAGCAUUUUGUGUGGCAAUACACCAUUGACGGCCCUUUGGGGGAUUAUCCAGUAAAGAUCUCCACACUUGUUGACUGUGGCGCACACGUCAUCCUAAUCCACUCCGACCUUGUCUGCUCUCUUGCGCUACCUAUCCACACCCUUGAUGAACCUUUUCACAUAAACACGGCCCUCAAUGACAAUGGAAAAAAAUGCUUCAAUGCUGUUCUACAUAAUUAUGUCUUCCUCUUGGUUACCUCUCUUGAUGGACAAUUCACUUCCAAACCUGUUCGUGCCCUUGUGGCCAACAACCUCUGCAUGUCUGUAAUUCUUGGCCUCCCAUGGUUAAUACACAAUGGCAUUGUUGCCGAUUUUGCAAACCGUUCUUGUAUUGUUAAGAAAACGGGGUAUAACCUUCUUCACCCCACACCCAGACCUCCUUCUCAACCACCAAAACCAAAGCUGCGUAAAUUGGUGGAACAGACAAAGGCUGAUAAGAAGCAGGCUCUUGUGGAACUUGUAACAGUUUGCCAGGAGAAGAUCGCAAAUGGGACUCUGACCUUUGAGGCGGUUAGCCCCAUUGACAUCAUUGCAGCAGUUAAAGAGCACAUUGAGGUGCUUGCAAAUGCAGCGGAUCUGUGGGAGCAUGACACAAGCAUGAAGGACCAUUACAAGGAUGUAUUUCAGCCUAUCCCGCAUUUCAAUGACCUCCCAAAAGACUUCAUCUCCUGCAUACAGCUAAAGGAUGCAGAAAAAACAAUUCAAGAAAAUACCGAGAAGCUUGGCAAGUCCUUAUCAAACAGCAUUUAG
Cyclocybe aegerita is the source of this 1533-nucleotide messenger RNA. NCBI's taxonomy places the organism in Eukaryota, Fungi, Basidiomycota, Agaricomycetes, Agaricales, Hemipholiotaceae. The record is from the annotation of a GenBank genome assembly.